Molecule: messenger RNA, 618 nt
Organism: Colletotrichum godetiae
Lineage: Eukaryota; Fungi; Ascomycota; Sordariomycetes; Glomerellales; Glomerellaceae
Exons: 1
Coding region: 223-555 (110 amino acids)
Source: RefSeq, a predicted model, not a curated record
AAACCGGUGGACCAGGAAAGCAGACCAGCGCUUUUGGAAGUUUGAAGAAAUUGACACACAGUGAACGGGAUGAAGAGGAAAGAAGAGAGGGGCGGGAAUAGAAUGGUGAAGGUGGGAAACAAGCGAGCAAUAAAGAAGGUUCACUUUGGCCUCAGAAGGAUAAGGUAGGUAGGUAUCUUGCCGCUCUCCCAUGGCGUAAGGUAUCUCGCCGCCCACACACGCAUGGCCUUUCUCAUGUUCUGCUACUCGGGAGGGGUCGGAUCGACUUGGGUCCUUGCUGGGGAUUGUCUGCGGCUAGCUUUCUUUCCGUCGUCGGUUCACACGGGAGCCCACAAUGCGGGUAACAAGAUUACGCUCGACCCCAAAGCUUCAGACCCGGCAGGGGUACAGGGUACAGUAAGCAGGAGUUUGCAAUCUGGUGUUGGGUGCUGGUAUCCGUACUGGGGGAGGAGUCCAGGGCACGCCGCAAGCCGCAAUAACUGCAGCGCUUGCCUGGAAGAGCGUGUGUGUGCGCGCACGCGGUGCGUAUCAUGGAAGACGGGAAGGGGGAUCUAGCGGGCAAGCCAAGUCAAGUGGUGGAUGGUACCCCUUGCCAAUGGCGUCAAGGGGGGUGCAUGG